CACUAACGUAACCUGUGGCUUUUUAAGCUGUGGGGAAUGCCCGUGUAUAACACAGCAGCAAUCUAAAGCACGACAGCAAAUUCAUUUAUCAGUUACGUAAGAAAAGCAGCAGAUAGUUUCCAGUUGCCUAAAGUGUUGGACUGCGCAGAGGUCACGCCGAGGUAAAAGGAGGAAGAUGAGUUCUUUUAUGGGAGCACUCGCCAAAAAUGGUAGAUCACUCUCACGAAAUAUGACAUCAUCUGUGCUGAGGGGUAAUAGCAAGGCGAAGAGUGGAGACAUCCAUGUCCAGCAGGUGCCUGAGAGCCGUUACCGUGACGUGCUGGACCAUAUCACCCCGAUCUUCCUGCAGGAUGAGCCCCUGUCUCAGUGCUUCCCGCACUGCACCACAGGACAGAGAGAACGGGAUUUCCACGAAUACGCGGAAACGCAACUGCGCAGUGGCCUGUGCGUCAUGGCGCUAGAUGGAUCCACUGUCGUCGGUGCUUGCCUUAGCCGGCCUUUAAAAAGAGACCAGGUGAUCGGGUGUUCAAUACCACCCUCUGAUGAUCCAGCUGAAGACCCCCUAAUUGCCAAUGUAGCGCGCAUGCUUAUAACAGUUCACCAACAGCUGAACCUCUUCGAAACUCUUGGAGUUGACACAUUCUUCGAGGUUGGACUAUUAUCUGUGGAGCCUUCACACACAGGAAGAGGAUUGGCUCUGAAGAUGGCGCGAGCUAGUCUGGAACUGGGGGCCUCGCAAGGGUUUCGGGCAGCAAAGGCCGACUGCACCAGUGCGGCGUCAGCUAGUAUUAUGGGGCGGACCGGCAUGAUGCCUGUCCACAGGUUGCUGUACGACGAGUACAAGAUUGAUAAUAGAGUGGUAUUCAAGAAGACGCCGAUAAGAGGUCCUGCCCUGACAGUGAUGGCUGCCAGGCUGCAAGAUAUACAGCCACACGUUCUACCAGUUGAAAUAAAGUCUAAAAUAUGAUUAGGCCCAAACUUGAUGCUGAUUAUAACUUCACGGGUUGGCAACAUUCGACCCGCCAGCACACGAUUCUUAUGACGUGCCAACUUACAUAAUAAAAAUUGUUAUAAAAUA
This is a messenger RNA of Zootermopsis nevadensis, 1078 nucleotides long. RefSeq names its product arylalkylamine N-acetyltransferase 1. The record is from RefSeq and is a predicted model, not a curated record. Lineage: Eukaryota; Metazoa; Arthropoda; Insecta; Blattodea; Termopsidae. Gene Ontology annotation, molecular function: N-acetyltransferase activity.